Messenger RNA from Striga hermonthica, 1578 nucleotides. NCBI's taxonomy places the organism in Eukaryota, Viridiplantae, Streptophyta, Magnoliopsida, Lamiales, Orobanchaceae. The record is from the annotation of a GenBank genome assembly.
AUGAGUGAGAAGAAGAGGCAAAUGCAAUGCAGGGAGCCCAAAAUUUGCCUAAUUUUAGCAAUUCUUUCACUCUUUCCCACUCUUACGCUGUCCGAGAUAUUGUUUGAUUAUUCCGAUGCUCUCUCGAAAAGCCUCCUCUACUUCGAGGCCCAGCGGUCGGGCCGCCUGCCGUACAGCCAGAGAGUGACGUGGCGCCACCACUCCGGCCUCACCGACGGCCUCGAACAGGGGGUGGACUUGGUGGGAGGGUACUAUGAUGCCGGGGACAACGUGAAGUUUGGUCUGCCGAUGGCUUUUACGAUAACGAUGCUGUCGUGGGGAGUGAUCGAAUUCCGGGAUCAGAUAGCCGCCGCCGGCGAGCUCACACAUGCCCUCCAAGCUAUUAAAUGGGGGACCGAUUAUUUCAUUAAGGCGCACUCUAGUCCCCAUGUUCUCUGGGCACAGCAGGUGGGUGAUGGGGACACCGACCACCUGUGCUGGCAGCGGCCGGAGGACAUGACGACGUCCCGCCGGGCAUACAAGCUGGACGAGCAAAAUCCGGGCACGGAGGUCGCGGCGGAGACGGCGGCUGCUAUGGCGGCGGCGGCGCUCGUGUUCAGGAGAUCAAACCCACACUACGCCCACCUUCUUCUGGAGCACGCGCAGCAGUUAUUUGAGUUUGGUGACAAGUACAGAGGCAAAUAUGACGAGAGUAUAGAGGGAGCAAAGAGAUAUUACUCGUCUGUGAGCGGGUACAUGGAUGAGUUGUUGUGGGCAGCUUUGUGGUUGUAUAAGGCCACCGACAAUGUACAUUACUUGAAUUAUGCCAUUCACAAUGCCUAUUCUUAUGGUGGGAUCACUUGGGCCGUCGCCGAAUUCAGCUGGGACGUUAAAUACGCCGGUCUCCAAAUCAUUGCCUCUAUGUUGCCAACGGAAGGCAAAACCGAGCAACAAAAGCAAAUCCUUGAACAAUAUCGGUCAAAGGCAGAACACUACAUAUGUGCGUGCUUGGACAAGAACAAUUCUACUAACGUGAGGCGCACCCCAGGUGGACUCCUCUAUACCCGCCAAUGGAACAACAUGCAGUACGUUUCCACUGCACUAUUCCUACUCACAGUCUACUCCCAACACCUCAGCUCGACCAAUAAAACCCUCAGAUGCCACAGGGGCCCCGUGGAGCCCAUUGAGAUCCUUUCCUUAGUCCAGUUGCAAGUCGCCUACAUUCUGGGCGCAAACCCAAUGGGCUUGAGCUACUUGGUUGGGUAUGGGCCCGCUUAUCCACGUAGAGUCCACCAUAGGGGUGCAUCCAUGGAGUCGUAUAGAGAUAGUAAAGUUUUUGUUGGGUGUACUCAGGGGUAUGAUACCUGGUAUGGACGCCAGGGCCCGAAUCCCAACGUUUUGGUUGGAGCCCUUGUUGGUGGGCCCGAUAGAAAUGACGAGUUUGAUGAUAGAAGGGGAAACUUCAGGCAAACCGAGGCAUGUACGUACAAUACAGCUCCACUGGUUGGAGUUUUUGCGAAACUAAGCACGUUACAAGGAAAGAGUCGAUCGAGUUCUAGUGCUUCUUCUGGCUCCUCCUCACUUGUCUCCAUCAUUUGA